AUGGAGUCCAUCAGGAGGACAUAUGCACACUGUAUUAAGCCUGUUCCAAGCCCAAAAUUUUGGGUUGGAACUGAGUUCUCGAAGCCAGACCCACCUAUUAUCAAAAGCCCAAUUGGACGGCCAAAGGAUGUAUCCAGUAGUCAACCAGGCAGCUCUCCAAACCCCACUGUUGUGGAAUCACCUGCCACAACCAAUCCAACUAUGCCACCAGCUCCAACAAGGGUGACAAGAUCUACACUUAUCAUUUCACCUCCAGGGCCAACAGCCACUCAAACCAGGCCACCUGCCCCAACUAUAGGCCGUCCAUUUCAACCUCCAGGGAAAGCUAAUGACACAUCUCGCCCACAACAAUCCAGGUUCAGACCAAAGCAGAAGAUCUCCAGGCCGUCGGCUCCAAUCACUGCAUCCACAAUCAACACUAAUACACAACAGCCAACCCCAUCUACCAUCCCAUUUGCAGCUCCGAAUCAAGAAGCUCCAUCCCAAAAUUUGCCAACUUCUCCAAAAACAAAGGACUCGAAAGAAUGA
Messenger RNA from Arachis stenosperma, 528 nucleotides. Its product is annotated as extensin-like. Bases 1 to 528 code for a protein of 175 amino acids. NCBI's taxonomy places the organism in Eukaryota, Viridiplantae, Streptophyta, Magnoliopsida, Fabales, Fabaceae. The record is from RefSeq and is a predicted model, not a curated record. The transcript is spliced from 2 exons.